AUGUCCUAUUUUUCGCAUUCACUUCAGCACUUUAUCAGGUUGCGAUGUAUCUACGAAAACGAAGAUUUGCACCUUACCGCACAUGCAUCUGAGGAAGACGUUGUGCAGCUGCUUAUUGGAACGCAUAAUAUCAAAAUGGAUAAUCAGAUAUGUCGGUUGUCCUUGGAUGGUGAAUAUUCUCGUAUUUCCUCGCUCUCCUUCCCUCAUCCCGCAGGUGAAGUACGCGGUUUAGCAUCUUGUCCCUCUGAUGCAAAGGUUGUGGCAACGGCUGCAGCUGACUUUAGGGAGUCUCCCGCCAAGUUUGGUGUUCAUCUAUGGGAGAUGGAUAAUGAAAAGAAUGCACUAAAGGAAUUAUGUUCUACAAGCGUGGAAGAAUGCUCUUUGAGUCUUGAAUGGGACCAACCGAGUGAUCAAGUGUCAACUUUGUUCCAUUCAUCUGUGCAGAUUUUCGAUCCUCAUUCGGGCAUGAAAGUGAACAGUAAAUUAACCUUGAAUGGUAGCGUACAUGCUCAGGCUUGGAAUCCUCACAGUGGCGGCAACCUUUUAGGAUUAGCCAUGGAUAAAGAUAUCAUGUGCUAUGAUUUACGUACAUCAGAGGAAGCUCUCCGCAUUCAAGACACCCAUGCUCAUCGUGCUCUUCACCUGGAUUUCAAUCCGAAUUUGCAACAUGUCGCUGCAUCUUGUGGGGAUGAUGGAGCUGUACGAUUGUGGGACUGGCGUCAGCCUGACAAAUCUCUUGUGACUGUCGUGCCGCACGCCCACUGGGCCUGGCAAGUUCGCUUCCACCCGGUUCACGACCAGCUGAUUUUAUCAGCUGGAAGUGAUGCGACCGUUGUACUAUCGUGUGUACUCUCCGCAAGCAGUGAAAUGGGAGACUUAGGGUUAGACGGUCCCACAGAAGAAACCGAAGAAGAGACCUCGGAAAAACUGGAGGAUGGGCAGCUGGAAAGGAUAGAGGAACACGAAGAAUCAGUAUAUUCCUGCAUAUGGGCAGCAGCAGAUCCGUGGACUUUUGCAUCCCUGUCUUACGAUGGACGUGUGGUUGUCUCUAGAGUUAGUCGAAAGCAUAAAUAUGCGCUUAUGAAGUUGUGAUAGUCGAUCUCGCAGUGUCUCUCACUUUCUUUUGCCAGUUCAUGUACAAAGCUUUACAAACUUUAUUAUUUAUUCAUUAUUUACAGUGAAAGCAUGGGAAUCAUUGUUGUUGGUUGUGUAAGAAUUUAAUAAAUGAUGAG
Cylicocyclus nassatus is the source of this 1232-nucleotide messenger RNA. The record is from the annotation of a GenBank genome assembly. Lineage: Eukaryota; Metazoa; Nematoda; Chromadorea; Rhabditida; Strongylidae.